AUGGGAAUUAGCAAAGCUACUUUGCUCCUUCUUUUCUUGCUCAGCUCAGUGCAAGGAAGCAUACUAGACAGCUAUGUGAGGACAGAGGGAGCUUGGGUGCUUAACUCAAUGAAGCAAACUUAUAAGACAAGUAGUAAAGAAGAAUGUGCAGAGCAAUGUGAAACUGAAACUAAAUUUCCUUGCAGGGCCUUCUUAUUCACCAGUAAAGACCAGCAGUGUAUAACAUUGGCUGAGAACACCAAAACAGCAGUGCUAUUCAGAAGAACAAACGCAGUUCUUUAUGAAAAAAGAAUUUAUCUUCUAGAAUGCAAGGAAGGUAGAGGGAACGGUUACAGAGGAACAGAAGCCAAAACUCAGAAGGGUGUGGCAUGCCAGAAGUGGGCUGAUACUGCACCCCAUAAACCUAAUUACACACCUGAAAAAUACCCUGGAGCAGGGCUGGAGGAAAAUUAUUGCAGAAAUCCUGAUAAUGAUGAAAAAGGACCCUGGUGUUACACAACAGAUCCUAAUACCAGAUUUGAUUACUGUAACAUCCCAGAAUGUGAAGUGGAGUGCAUGCACUGCAGUGGAGAAAACUAUCAUGGAGUAGUUGCAACAACAGCAUCUGGGCUUGAGUGCCAACGCUGGGACUCCCAGCAACCUCACUCUCAUGGAUACCUCCCUGAAAAUUUUCCAGAGAAGGAUCUGAAGAUGAAUUAUUGCCGUAACCCUGAUGGUGAACCUCGGCCCUGGUGUUUCACUACCAACCCAAAUAAACGCUGGGAAUUUUGUGACAUUCCUCGUUGCACAACACCCCCACCUGUACCUGCACCAGGGCGUCAGUGCCUGUCAGGAAGAGGAGAAGACUAUCGAGGCAAGAUAUCUGUUACUGAAUCAGGGAAUACCUGCCAGCACUGGAGUGCUCAGUUUCCUCACAGACAUGCUCGCACUCCUGAAAACUAUCCCUGCAAGAAUUUAGAGGAAAACUAUUGUAGAAACCCUGAUGGUGAAAAGAUGCCAUGGUGUUACACCACGAAUGCAACUGCUCGAUGGGAAUACUGCACCAUCCCUUCUUGUGAUGGGAAAGAGCCAGACACCCCUGCUGUUGAUCAGCCUGAGCAAGCUCAAGCAACUGAGGAGUGCUACCAAGGCAAUGGUGUGAGUUAUCGUGGUACAGCAUCUUUCACUAUCACAGGGAAGAAAUGUCAAGCCUGGAACUCAAUGUCACCACACCGUCACAAUAAAACUUCAGAACACUUCCCAAAUGCGGACCUGAGGCAGAAUUAUUGCAGAAACCCAGAUGCUGAUAGCCGCCCAUGGUGCUACACCACUGACCCAAGUGUGAGAUGGGAGUACUGCAACCUGAAGAGAUGUAAUGACAAUGUACAGAUGACUCUACCAAAACCUCCUCAGACAACUCUGGAACCAAAUCCUGAUUGCAUUCAUUCAAAUGGUAUAGAUUAUCGUGGCACAGUAGCAAGAACUGCAAGGGGCCGGACUUGUCAAGAGUGGAGUUCUCAGACACCACAUAAACAUGACUACUUCACUCCAAGGACUCAUCCAAAAUCAGGCCUGGAAAAAAAUUAUUGCAGGAACCCUGAUGGAGAUGUGAAUGGACCUUGGUGCUACACAACUGACCCAAGAAAAGCCUGGGAGUACUGUGACAUUCCCAAGUGCCCUCCUGCUCAGUAUGAGUGUGGAAAGGCCAAGACCAGACCAAAGCUGUGUGCUCAAAGGAUUGUUGCUGGGUGUAUUUCGCAUCCACACUCCUGGCCCUGGCAAAUCAGCCUCCGGACAAGUUACGGCUUGCAUUUCUGUGGGGGAACCCUGAUAGAUCCACAGUGGGUUCUUACUGCUGCUCACUGCUUAGAAAAGUCAUCACGGCCAUCUUGGUAUAAAGUAUAUCUUGGAUUACAUGAAGAAAGAGCAUUAGAAACAUCAGUGCAGAAAAGAGAUGUUGAGAAACUGUUCAAGGAGCCUCACAGGGCGGACAUUGCUCUACUAAAACUGAGGAGCCCAGCAAUCAUCACUGAUCAGGUAAUCCCUGUUUGCUUGCCGAAAGAAAAUGCUGUGUUAGGAGGAAGAGAGGAGUGCUAUGUAACAGGCUGGGGAGAUACAAAAGGAACUCCUGGUGAAGGCUACUUAAAGGAAACUGGCUUCCCUGUAAUUGAGAAUAAAAUAUGCAACCGCCCCGAAUUUUUGAAUGGGAGAGUCAAAAAACACGAGCUCUGUGCUGGAAAUAUUCAUGGAGGCACAGAUACCUGCCAGGGAGACAGUGGAGGACCUCUAGUUUGUCUGGACCAAGAUAGAUUUGUCCAACACGGAGUCACCUCUUGGGGCCUUGGCUGUGCCCAACCCAUGAAACCUGGAGUUUAUGUUCGAGUUUCUAGUUAUAUUCCUUGGAUUAAGAGCGUAAUGGAAAACAACUGAUCCUGGGUAUGGACUGCCCUCUCCUGGAAAGCAGUAUGCACAUUAGAAAUACAAGAUUACAAGUGCAAUAUUAAAGCUACAAUCAUUCCUAAAAAGCAAAAUAAAUAUGAUCAUCCAUUUAAAAUUGCUUUAAGGUAAU
Messenger RNA from Phasianus colchicus (ring-necked pheasant), 2548 nucleotides. Its product is annotated as plasminogen. Gene Ontology annotation, molecular function: signaling receptor binding; serine-type endopeptidase activity. Gene Ontology annotation, biological process: proteolysis. Lineage: Eukaryota; Metazoa; Chordata; Aves; Galliformes; Phasianidae. The record is from RefSeq and is a predicted model, not a curated record.